This is a messenger RNA of Linderina pennispora, 1816 nucleotides long. RefSeq names its product tubulin gamma chain. Gene Ontology annotation, molecular function: GTP binding; structural constituent of cytoskeleton. Lineage: Eukaryota; Fungi; Kickxellomycota; Kickxellomycetes; Kickxellales; Kickxellaceae. The record is from RefSeq and is a predicted model, not a curated record. Gene Ontology annotation, biological process: cytoplasmic microtubule organization; microtubule nucleation; mitotic cell cycle. The transcript has a single exon. Gene Ontology annotation, cellular component: nucleus; centrosome; microtubule. The coding region runs from base 334 to 1692 and encodes 452 amino acids.
GAAGAUGUCCGGGACAUCUUGCAAGCAGUCGUUGUGUGCCAUCUUUCACUAAGCUUGUGUAAAUUUGCCAAAUAAUGCUGCACAAAAGGGGAACUGUUGAAUGUUGUUGAGAUGAGCAGGAGGGGGACCAGCGAGUCCAAAACCGGUGCCUAUGACGUUGUGCAUGCUUCCUUCGCGACUCCAAGACACAGGCGCCGGGAUAAAUCAAUCAAGCGCGCUUGAUUACUGAUCGGCCCACGUUUCGCGUUUUGUGCCAGUGUCGUAAACAAAGCUCGUCUUCCACCUUUCUCAUUCUACUAGCUGUAGCCACUAUUUUCCUCUUGCUCCAUUUCAAUGCCGCGUGAAAUCAUUACCAUUCAGGCCGGGCAGUGCGGCAACCAAAUUGGCUCCGAGUUCUGGAAGCAGCUGUGUCUCGAGCACGGAAUAAACUCUGACGGGAUUCUCGAGGACUUUGCCACAAAUGGCACUGACCGGAAGGACGUGUUUUUCUACCAGGCGGACGACGACCACUACAUUCCGCGCUCUAUUCUGCUCGAUCUGGAGCCACGAGUCAUCGAUACAAUCAUGAACUCGCCCUAUGGCAACCUGUACAAUCCGGAAAACAUCUUUGUCAGCAAGGACGGGAGCGGCGCUGGCAACAACUGGGCCAGCGGCUACAGCCAGGGCGAGAGGAUCUGUGAGGAUAUCCUGGAGAUGCUGGACCGCGAGGCCGACAACAGCGACUCACUGGAGGGGUUCAAUCUGCUGCACUCUAUUGCUGGUGGUACAGGCAGUGGUCUGGGUAGCUUUCUGCUCGAGCGCCUCAGCGACCGGUACCCAAAGAAGCUGCUACAGACAUACUCUGUCUUCCCUAACAACGAGGACUCAUCGGACGUCAUCGUUCAGCCUUACAACAGCCUGCUGACCCUAAAGCGUCUGACAAACAACGCCGAUUGCGUAAUGGUCCUGGACAACGCAGCGCUAACACGUAUCGUCGCUGACCGCCUACACAUCCAGAAUCCUGAUAUCUCACAUACGAACCGGCUGGUAUCGACGGUUCUUGGGGCGAGCACGAUGACGCUACGGUACCCUAGCUACAUGAAUAACGAUCUAGCCAGCAUCAUCGCCCCGCUGAUCCCCAUCCCCAAAUGCCACUUUAUUUCCACAGCAUACACACCAUUCACCAGCGACAACGCCGAGAAGGCAAAGGCUGUGCGCAAGACGACCGUCUUGGACGUGAUGCGGCGUCUGCUGCAGAACAAGAGCCGCAUGGUUUCGAUCACUCCGACCAAGAGCAGCUGCUACAUGUCUAUCCUAAACAUCAUUCAGGGUGAUGUCGAACCGACGGAAGUUCACAAGUCGCUGCUGCGCAUCCGCGAGCGUGGCAUGGCCCAGUUUAUUCCGUGGGGGCCAGCCAGCAUACAGGUUGCCCUGACCAAAAAGUCUCCGUACAUCCAUACGCAGCAUCGCGUAAGCGGCCUGAUGAUGGCCAACCACACCAGCACCCGCGGCCUGUUUGCCAAUAUCGUCAACCAGUACAGUCGCCUGCGCAAGCGCAACGCGUUCCUGGACAGCUACCGCCGCGAGGCAAUGUUUGCUGACAGUUUGGAGGAGUUUGACGAUGCGCGCAAUACGGUGGUUGACUUGAUCAAGGAAUACGAGGAGUGCGAGUCCGAGUCGUAUCUGCGGCCACCAACAGCGGCUAGCAGCUAGCUCUGGAUUCAUUAGGAUAUGCAGCUGAUUGCGAAUAUACACAACUCCUGGGAAACCCAUGCAUGUGACUCCUCCCCAUAUAGUUGCUGAGGCGUUGUCUCGGGAUACGUGACGUACAUUCUAG